GUUCUUUAUGGAGAAUGGUUCUAUAAAUCCUUCCUCAAUCUCAAUCUCUUUGUAGAUACUUUUGAAGACUCAUACACGUUUGUUUUUAAUUCUGGUUAGCCAUAUUAUAUCGUAUAAAUGCCAUAACUGUUAUUAUUGUGUUAAUUUAUAAGUUGAAUCAGGUGUGCUCGCUCUGGAACUGCUGUUCUCAAUUGACAGAAGGCCAUACGCGAGUCUUUCACAAGACACGGUCACAUACUAUAUAGUGGCAUAACACAACACAUUAGAUAAACUGGAAUGACACAGUCAGGUUUGCACAAAAAGAGCUGUGAGGAAACCACACCUCAAAAUAUUCAAAUGAGCCGCAGCCCAGCGACAAUCUAUUUAUCACUAAAAGAGCAAAGAACCCCUUUGUGAACUGAAAGAACCAUUGAAAAGCUAAAAUGGUUCUUGGAGUUGUGGUUCAACAUAGAACCAUCACCCUUCCCAAAUAACCCUUGAGGAACACUCUUUUCUUAGUGUGCAAGUGAAUCUAUAGUCCACAAGAUGCUGCAGGCUACCUGGAGAAACACAACAAUUAUUGACAAAUGUUAUACCCGUGGCAUACCAGGUAUAAUAAUUUUAAAAAAUGUAAUCUGCUGUUGUGCCCUUGGGCACCUGCUCACCAUCCAGGGGUGCUGCACAGUGGCUGACCAUGUGCCUCUCAACAUGAGCCAAGCAAAUAUUAUGGCGAUUUUACAGGUAGGUGGAUCUAGCAUUCUAACACUUUGGUUUGGUGUGUGGAUUUAAUGGUAUGAAAUGAAGGACAAUUACAGCCAUGUAUAAAGUUUGGCUCAGGUAAAUGCAGUUGAUACUGUUAAAUGUUAAACUCUGAUCAAUUCCAACACACCAGGGGAACUUUAUGAAGCAACCAUGCUGUUAAGAAGCCUCAGUCCGCUACAUAUGAUAGUAUCUUCACUCUUUUUCUAUUUUACUGAUGGCUGCCACACCCUGAGGCUCACUAACCAGACCAUCUGUAGCUGUGACCACUUCUCCUUUUUUACCCUCAUGACGGAAAUCUACUGAUCAUGCCAUGCUGGUUCAUCUCCAGUUGGUGGCAUCUCUGUUGUUACUCAACCUGCUGCUCUUGACCAGUGUGGGUUUGGCCUUUGUGGGCCCUGCAUCUAUGGCCCCUGGCCUGUGUCCUGCUGUGGCCGCCCUGCUGCACUACUCACUGCUCUGCUGCUUCACCUGGAUGGGCCUGGAGGCUCUGCAUCUGUACAGGCUGCUGGUCCUGGUCUACAACAUCUACAUGAGACACUACCUGCUGAAGCUGAGCCUGCUGGGCUGGGAUGUUCCUGCUUUGGUUGUAUCCAUAGUCACCGCUGUCAGUACAGAUUUCUAUGGGCUGAAUAACAGAAUACUCUGGUGUGCAGUACGGCUCUGUUGUGGCUUACCUGAUAGUGUCCUGCUCUUCAAUAGCACCAUCUUCGCCAUCGUCAUCACAAAGAUGCUCAAGCUGCGCUCUGUCACGUCGCCGCAGGGGAAGAGGCAGAGCCGCAACAUCACCUGCAGCGUUCUUGGGUUGACCUGCAUCCUGGGGGGGUUCUUCCUGUUCCUAUGGCUCUGCGUUAAGAGACUGCGGGGGGCAGAGCAGAGUUCCAUGACAACUGGACAGAGCUCAAGCACCCACAUUCUCUCCGUUGGAAGUGAGGUCUGGCCCUCUUCUGGAAGAACAAGGCAGUCAGUGCAAGAGGGAGCAAUUGCUGACAAUACAGCUAAGUUCUGACCAAAAGCUGACUUUAGUUUGUGAUGCUUUAGCUCACUGAGAUGAAAGGAAAUCUACAAAUAGAAAUGAAGUACCGUGAAGGAAUUGUUUUGCUUCGGUCCCAUACAGUACAUCACAUACUUAAAUAAAUGUUAAAGCAGAUAAUCCUUAAGAAAGAACGUGUUGUACUCCUAUCGUUUAAUUUCUUCCUGUUAAAAUGAGAUUGGCUGUUUUAUAUGCCACCUUUCACCUAAAGCCUUCUAUUAUUAUUAUUCUGGGAUGGAAAGGGGAGUUGGAACUGUUCUCAGAGAUGAAACUAAAGUGAAUUGUAAUGAUUGUAAACUAAUUCUGUAAUAAAUAUACAUAUACAGUACCAGUCAAAAGUUGACACUGUCAUAACGUUGGGCCUGGGGGAUGGGUUUAUGACGGUCAUAAAUACCUCUUCCCCCUUUAUCCUCUCUCUAACCUACUGAGGUUACAUUAAAAAAAACUUGGUUAACAUAAAGAUUCUGGGAACAUCAGAAGGUGGGGGGAAAUUAACUAUAUUCUGGUAAUCCGAACAAUUGAACAUAUGCGGUGGUACUUAAUGAAUAUGAUGUCAGUUCGGUUGUCAUCUGAGACAUUCUCAUCAAUGAUAAGAUGACAAACUCUACAGUGGAAAGUCUACACAUCAGAGUUAUCGGAUUCACAUGGAAUUGUUGUAUAAUUUAAAUAUGAAAUUAUUUGUGAUGGGAUGAAAUGUGAUUUUAGCUUUUAAAAUGUGAGAUGUGGGUUUUCAUAAGAUAUUGCUGCUCACUCAGUGAAGGGACAUGGGCUAUAAAACUUUUCAAACACGACCUCUUCUCCCUUCCUAUAUAAAGCCUUGACGACAACAGAACUUCCUGUUCCGGUGAGGUAGGAUGGAUGGUCCUAUGUCAGAAUGGUUCAGAUAAUAACUACAGAACGAAGCCAACAUCAGCAUGAGCAACCAAAUUGCGAAUGGUAUGAACUUUGAACUCUUAUUCACGACAGAAGUGAUACCUCCUAGCCGUUGAGUUAGCGACCGCAGCUGCAAACGCAGGUUAGGAAGGAACAGACAAAGUAUCCCGUCUACCACACAACAACGUUACUACAACGUAUCCAAUUGACCACCAGAGACAUUCUUCAAAGGACUCGGUUGGGCAACACGGCCUUCCAUCUACAACCAACCUACUGAAGCGCAGCUCAGAGUAAAUAUUUAUUGCAUUUUCCUUUUCCAAAUGGGUGGUAAUUUAGAAUGCAUAAGAUACUGUAUUUACGAUAGCACAGCUUCACCUUUGUUCCUGUCUUCCCGCUCUUUCACUCAACCCAGCCCCUUUUCCUUUGUGUAACAAGCUGUCAUAUCUGUUCCGCCCGCUAGGGACGUUUUCCUUUAUGACGUCAUUUGUAAUCAAGUUAUGAUUUAAUUAUGUGCAUUUGUGAUUCUGUGCGAUUAGUUUGGUAUUUAGUAAAUAAAUAAUUAAACCCAAAUUUUGUAUUGCUGUUUCAAAUUGUUAGCCAGGGUUCUUUCAGAUAACCAAGAAUUUACAACUUUCAGAUGAGACUGAAUUGAGGUGACGAUUGAUAUCGACUGCUAUGGAUGUAAAAUAUUACUAGGUCUUUAAGAGUUUAUUCGGAAGAUAACAGCUCUAUAAAUAUUAUUUCGUGGUGCCUGACUCUCUAGUUAAUUACAUUUACACGAUUAGCUCAAUCAGGUAAUAGUAAUUACGGAGAAAUUAUUUUAUAGAAUAGCAUGUCAUAUCACUUCAUCCGGCAUAGCCAGACACGACAACACCUACUUUAUUUUUUACUAUUUUCUACAUUGUAGAAUAAUAGUGAAGACAUCAAAUCUAUGAAAUAACCCAUAGAAUAAUUUAGUACCCCAAAUAGUUCAAAUAUAUAUAUAUAUAUAAUAUUUUACAUUUGAGAUUCUUCAAAGUAGCCACCGUUUGCCUUGAUGACAGAUUUGCACUCUUGGCAUUCUCUCAACCAGCUUCAUGAGGUGGUCACUUGGAACGCAUUUACAUUAAACUGGUGUCUCUUGUUAAAAGUUAAUUUGUGUAAUUUCUUUCCUUCAAAAUACAUUUGAGCCAAUCAGCUAUGUUGUGACAAGGUCGGGGUGGUAUACAGAAGAUAGACCUAUUUGGUAAAAGACCAAGCUCAUAUUAUGGGGUCAAAUUGCUGCAAAGAAAACACUACUAAAGGACACCAAUAAUAAGAAGAGAAUUGCUUGGGCCAACACAUAGGAGGAAUAGACAUUAGACCGGUUGAAAUCUGUCCUUUGGUCUGAUGAGUCCAAAUUUGAGAUUUUUGGUUCCAACUGCCGUGUCUUUGUGAGCUGCAGAGCAGGUGAACGGAUGAUCUCUUCAUGUGUCGUUCCCACAGUGAAGCGUGGAGGAAGCGGUGUGAUGGUGCUUUGCUGGUGACACUGUCAGUGAUUUAUUUAGAAUUCAAGGCACACAACCAGCAUGGCUACCACAGCAUUCUGCAGCAAUACGCCAUCCCAUCUGGUUUGCGCUUAGUGGGACUAUCAUUUGUUUUUCAACAGGACAACAUAACAACACACCUCCAAGCUGUGUUAGGGCUAUUUGACCAAGAAGGAGAGUGAUGGAGUGCUGCAUCAGAUCACCUAGCCUCCACAAUCACCUGACCUCAACCCAAUUGAGAUGGUUUGGGAUGAGUUGGACCGCAGAGUGAAGAAAAAGCAGCCAACAAGUGCACAGCAUAUGUGGGAACUCCUUCAAGACUGUUGGAAAAAUAUUCCAGGUGAAGCUGGUUAUGAGAAUGCCAAGAGUGUGCAAAGCUGUCAAAGGGUGGCUACUUCGAAGAAUCUCAAAUAUAUUUGGAUUUGUUUGACACUUUUUUGGUUACUACAUGAUUCCAUAUGUGUUAUUUCAUAGUUUUGAAGUCUUCACUAUUAUUCUACAAUGUAGAAUAUAGUAAAAAUACAGAAAAACCCUUGAAUUAGUAGGU
This is a messenger RNA of Oncorhynchus keta (chum salmon), 4696 nucleotides long. RefSeq names its product adhesion G protein-coupled receptor G3-like. The record is from RefSeq and is a predicted model, not a curated record. Gene Ontology annotation, biological process: adenylate cyclase-activating G protein-coupled receptor signaling pathway; cell surface receptor signaling pathway. NCBI's taxonomy places the organism in Eukaryota, Metazoa, Chordata, Actinopteri, Salmoniformes, Salmonidae. Gene Ontology annotation, molecular function: G protein-coupled receptor activity. The transcript has 5 exons. Gene Ontology annotation, cellular component: membrane. Bases 1052 to 1747 code for a protein of 231 amino acids.